Macroventuria anomochaeta is the source of this 1025-nucleotide messenger RNA. RefSeq lists its product as uncharacterized. The transcript has 2 exons. The record is from RefSeq and is a predicted model, not a curated record. Bases 250 to 975 code for a protein of 241 amino acids. Lineage: Eukaryota; Fungi; Ascomycota; Dothideomycetes; Pleosporales; Didymellaceae.
CUAAAGAGACCUCCUCACUCCCGGUUUAUCAAGCUGUGCCCAACUUGCAACGAAGACUUCCUCGACGAAAUAGUGUUCGACCGCGAGCAUGGCGACGAAGGACAGCUCUGCGACAAUGUUCGUGCGCAGCGGAAGGGUAUUGAGGGGCAGAUGCUACAAUGGUGCAAAUUGUAUGAUAUGUUGAAGGGGGCGAUGAACUAGACUCCAAAUAUAGCAGCCCGCCCUACCAACCAGGACGAUUUCACUCCUAUGACACCUGCUCCCCAUACGCCGAUGGAUCCGCUCGCUGCGAACACGAUUUCGACUCUCGGUACAUAUAACCUGCACCAAGACGCACCAUCAAGAAUUUGCCACAAAGAGCGACCGCCUGACAUCUUUUGCGCAACUCCAAACACUAGUCUGUACCCUAUAGAGCCCACACUGCCCGAUUUGCCCCCAGUGUUCGAUCUUCCUACGCCUACAACACGAUACGAUUCUGGCUUCCAGGCCAGCCACGAAAGCUAUUCCCCAUAUCGCCAAUUCGACCGAGAAGGUCUAAAUCAUACAAGGCCAUUGUAUUCUCUUGUGGGUGCUUGGGAGAUAGGACCCGACUUGACAUGUUCAAGGCUCGAAGCGACUUCUGACGCAACGCAAGAUGACAAUGAUGUCGUUGAAGUACAGCAAGAAAAUAUCGAAAGCGCAGUCGAUACAAAUGCUAGACCGCUGCCAAUGCAAGAUGCAGCAAAGCCUGCUUCACAGAAGAAACGGUAUUCAGAAGUUGUAUGCAAAACAUGUGGCCAAGGUUUUGCCGGUCAAUAUGGACCUGGUAAUUUGAAGAGACAUGUACUCCAAAUGCAUUCAAUAACGUCAAGGAGGGGCUAUUCUUGUCGAGUAUGUAAGAAGUUUUACAAUCGUAGCGAUGCAUUGCGUUGCCACGAGCAGCAAAAGCACCCUGGUCUAGCAAAGAGACCGAAACCACGAAUAAGAUAUCGGUGAAUUAGAUAGGUUCAUAGAAACAUCGAUCUUGGCAACGAGUUUGCUUUGGU